Messenger RNA from Castor canadensis (American beaver), 2236 nucleotides. The record is from RefSeq and is a predicted model, not a curated record. Lineage: Eukaryota; Metazoa; Chordata; Mammalia; Rodentia; Castoridae.
AAAUCUCCUCCAUGCUCCCCUAAAGAAACAUCAAAUGAUUGUGUGAUCAAUCAGCCCUGAAAGGAAUGUGGAGUAACAGAUUGUACAUCAGCAAAAUCAAGUGCCAAGCAAAACAAAGCCCUUUGCAAGGCGGGAUGUGAAGAGCAGAGGAAGACGGGAUUGCAGCAAUGUCCUCCAAGGAAACAGGCUAGCCACGUGAAAGUGCAAGUUCAAAUUGUUCCUACAAACCCAAUUUGCUGGCAAAAGUGCCAAACAUAAUACCACCCCACUUUCGUUUAUGUCCAGGGCCUUUCACACAAGCGACGGGGGGCAUCUCUCGUGGCUGUGUUGGUUCUGACUUCCAGGGUUAGCGCCUUCAUCUCAGAGCCUCAGGAAACAAGAGCCUGGCCUACAGUUGUCCUCAAUUCAUCUAUCACUCUCAGGUGGGGACACAGUAGUCGGUGGCCCAGAUAUUAAGCCCCAUAUCUCUCAGUGUGUGUGUGUGUGUUUGUGUGUGUGUGUGUCAUCUUCCACACACUCUUUACACUGACAUUUAGACUCUGCUUUAAAAUGAUUACUUUUCUUUGAAACUGGGUUUGUAACCUUCCUCAGCCAAGUGUCUGGACCACACAAACCCACUGCACAUGUGCAUGGGGACCUUGAUGCUUCCCUGAUCCACUUCUUUCAAGUUAGCUUUGGAAUGUGAUUCAGUGUUAUUUCCCUUCCAGCUGAAGGGCAGCUGAGGUUACAAAGGGAUUUGACUAAUAGGCCAAAACCUGGUUAGUUUGCUGAGAACCAAAUGACAGCAAAAAGGGAGGGGUGUGGAAAAGGAAGGGAGAGUGUUUGAAUUGUGGUCCUCAGGAUCAAGCCAACCUCAUCCUUGUGGGGGCACACUGACUGGACAAGGUGGCCCCCACCAGGCAUUCCAGAGAGAAACUACUGCUGAAUGGUCAGCGUCCCGAUUUGUUUUGUUGUUGUUGUGUUGUGUUGUUUUGUUUGCUGAGAGCUCCUUGGGGCUUGCAGAACCAGAGCCUGGGAAGCUUCUAGGCUUCCUGCACCAAGGGGAGGAGGGUGAGUCCUCACCUGACAUCCAAAUAACUGGCCUCUGGGGAACCCCUUCUAGAGUGUGGCAGAGAUGGAGCCCCACUUCUUUGCCUGAUGCCCUUCAGAGCUAAGCCACUUGACCAACUUCGACAAGCACCAAAAGCGAGUUGGAAAACAAAUCAGGAGGAAGAAGACGAAAAGCAAAUGCUGAAACCUCCAUGGCUUUUUUUCGCCCCCCUGCUGUCGUUCUAGCUGUAGCCUGGGAUUAAUUAAGUGCUGUGAACUCAGUGCCUGAGAGAGAAGGAGAAAAAAAUGCUCCCUCUCUGUAAGGAAGGAGUACGGUAACAGUUCCUCACCAGCGAGAAAGCUUGGGAAGUGCAUCGCUGUCGUGGUCGCAGUGUGUGUGCAGGAACUGGAGAGCCAGGAGACUGUGGCAGGCUGCAGGAAGCUUAUCUUUCCAAGGCUGGAGAGGAUUUCACGGGGGAUCGCCUACCCCUGCCCAGGAAGAAUUUCCCUUCUGGUGGCAGCGGCAACAGCAGCAGCAGCAGCCCUACCUCCUUUUCUGGGGAGCAGGGCAGAAUGCCUGUGCUAGAGAGGUAUUUCCACUCGGCAGAGCUAGGCAGGAGGUGGACGGCCCCAGAAGGUGCGCUGCCCUCCUCCCUCGGCAGCCGGCUGGGGUGCCAGCAGGGGCCGCUGCCCUGGGACUUUCCAGAGAUGAUCAGGAUGGUAAAGCUGGUUUGGAAAUCCAAAAGUGAACUGCAGGCAACCAAACAGAGAGGCAUUCUGGAAAACGAAGAUGUUUUCCACAGCUUUCCAGGAGAUGUACGACUAAGGGGUCAGACUGGGCUUCCUGCUGAACGCCGAGGCUCCUACCCAUUCAUUGACUUCCGCCUACUUAACAAUACAACACACUCAGGGGAAAUUGGCACCAAGAAAAAGGUAAAAAGACUGUUAAGUUUCCAAAGAUACUUCCAUGCAUCGAGGUUGCUUCGUGGAAUUAUACCACAAGCCCCCCUCCACCUGCUGGAUGAAGACUAUCUUGGACAAGCAAGGCAUAUGCUCUCCAAAGUGGGAAUGUGGGACUUUGACAUUUUCUUAUUCGAUCGUUUGACAAAUGGAAACAGCCUGGUCACACUGUUGUGCCACCUCUUCAACACCCAUGGACUCAUUCACCAUUUCAAGCUGGAUAUGGUGACCUUACACAGAUUUUUAG